Messenger RNA from Papilio polytes (common Mormon), 3613 nucleotides. RefSeq names its product endothelin-converting enzyme 1 (gene Nep3). NCBI's taxonomy places the organism in Eukaryota, Metazoa, Arthropoda, Insecta, Lepidoptera, Papilionidae. Gene Ontology annotation, cellular component: plasma membrane. Gene Ontology annotation, biological process: protein processing. The record is from RefSeq and is a predicted model, not a curated record. The transcript has 14 exons. Gene Ontology annotation, molecular function: metalloendopeptidase activity. The coding region runs from base 290 to 2800 and encodes 836 amino acids.
CGCAUCACAUGUCCGCGGUACAAAAAUAAAUUAUUUAGGCACGUUUUAUUAUAAACAGUCCGCGAUACGUGAUCUCUAUAGUUGUUUAUACGAAAUAACCUUGCACUUCGAGCGUUCAGAGAUGUCGGUGACCACUAUGAUUGGCGGGAAAUAAAAUUUUCAGAAAAUUCUAUCAGAAAAAUUUAUAACAUGUUUUCAAUUUAGUGACAACUAAACCAUAUAAAGUAUUAUAAAGCAGCUUAGAUUACUAACAAUCGCGAAGUGUUUAAGUGUCAUCGAGAUAUUAAAAAUGGCAUCAAUACAAGAGCCACCAUCACCGUCUACCGACACCUCGGAUGACACCCCAUCCCCUUCGCCCGCACCUGAAGUGAUAAACAAAUUUAACUGGCUCAAACAAAGCAGGAACGCAAGGAAUAAUCCUUUCGUAAAACCUCGUCCGUCAUUAACAAGAGAAAGCUCGACCGCUGAAUUGUUCUCAAGAGAAAACUCAAGUCAAGAUUUCUUUCAAAAUUCAAGACUGAACCUUUUUGAAACAGCUCCUAAGCCGGAAAACUCUCAAGGAUAUAAGAAGGGUGUAUCACUGAUAGGAUGGCACCAGCGCACCAAGCUAGAAAGAGUUCUGCUUGUUUGCUGUGCUGUUCUGCUCUUAGCGACAUUACUGACUACCUGCAUAUUGGUGCUCGUCAGGAGUCCUUCCUAUCUACCAGUACCUCCGUGCUACAGACCCGAGCCUGCAGAAUCGGACGUAUGUCUCUCCAGUUCGUGUAUCUACACUGCCAGUGAGGUAAUAAGAGCUCUAGAUGAGACACAGAACCCUUGCGAUGAUUUUUACGAGUUCGCUUGCGGUGGAUGGAUCAGAAACAAUCCGAUCCCAGAAGGAAAGUCCAGUUGGGGCAUCUUUAGUAAGAUCGAACUUCAGAAUCAAUUGACUAUCAGAUAUGCACUUGAGAAGGUAAACAUUUCGGAAACAUCCGGAGCUGAAGCCAAAGCGAGGAUAUAUUACGACGCGUGUAUAGACACAAAUGAAACCAUAGAGAAGUUGGGAGAGAAACCAUUGAUUGGCGUAAUCAAACAACUGGGCGGGUGGCAUUUACUGCCUAAUACAGUUAAUAAACAACAAAAAUGGGAUCUGCAGAAAUUGAUGCAGGAUGUGCAGAACACAUAUAAUCUGGGUGGAUUAUUCAAUUGGGCGGUAUCAGAAGACGAUAGGAAUUCAUCUAAACACGUCAUUGUUUUGGAUCAAGGAGGACUGAACUUACCUACACGUGACAAUUAUCUCAACAAAACUGCACACAAGAAAGUUCUAGACGCUUAUUUAGACUAUAUGACCAAGAUCAGUGUACUGCUCGGUGCUAAUAAAUCUGAAGCCAGGGCUCAAAUGAACAAAGUUAUACUGUUCGAAACUGAAUUAGCGAAUAUAACAACCCCGUCUGAAGAUAGAAGGGAUGAAGAGAGUCUAUACAAUCCGUACACGUUAAAGGAAUGGCAAAAAGUGGCACCGUUCUUGAACUGGUCUAUGUUCUUUAAUGAUGCUUUCAAAUUGGUCAACAGAACUAUAUCUGAAAAUGAGAGAUUGGUUGUAUAUGCUCCUGAUUAUUUCAAGAAUUUAACUCGAGUUAUAAGAAAAUAUAGCAAAACUGAAGAAGACCAAAAAACAAUAACCAGCUACAUGAUGUGGCAAGUGUCCCGUUCCCUGUCCACUUAUUUGUCCAAAUCCUUCCGCGACGCAACUAAGAUACUGCGGAAGGCGCUGUUCGGUUCUGAAGGUACCGAGGAGUCGUGGAGAUAUUGUGUUACUGAUACUAAUAAUGCUAUUGGUUUCGCUGUGGGCGCCAUGUUCGUGCGCGAGGUGUUCCACGGCGAGGCCAAGACGCAGGGAGAGAUCAUGAUCGACCACAUCCGCACCGCCUUCAAGGACAACCUCAAGAACCUGGACUGGAUGGACGCGGAGACACGGCAAGCUGCGGAGAUCAAGGCUGACGCCAUCACCGAUAUGAUUGGUUUCCCUGACUACAUCUUGAACAAGGAAGAACUAGACAAGCAGUAUUCAGAUCUGGAGGUGAAGCCUAACGAAUACUUUGAGAAUAACAUUGCAUUCAAUGUGUUUACAUUACGUCACGACCUAAAAAAGUUAGACCAGCCCGUUAAUAAGACUAAAUGGGGCAUGACACCGUCGACAGUGAACGCGUACUACACGCCCACUAAGAACCAGAUAGUGUUCCCCGCCGGCAUCCUGCAGCUGCCGUUCUACGACGGCGACAACCCCAAGAGUGUCAACUACGGCGCCAUGGGCGUCGUCAUGGGACACGAGCUGACGCACGCGUUCGACGACCAAGGCCGCGAGUAUGACAGAUUCGGCAACCUCAACCAAUGGUGGAACAACGCUACUAUCGGUCGUUUCAAGAAACGGGCUAAAUGUAUUCAGGAGCAGUACUCUAAUUAUUCUAUGGAUGGACUUUAUUUAAACGGCAAACAGACAUUAGGUGAGAACAUCGCGGACAACGGCGGGCUGAAGGCGUCCUUCCACGCCUACCUCGACUACAGCAAGAACGCCAAACUGAACUACACCCUGCCCGGCCUCAAGUACAACCAUAGACAACUGUUCUUCAUAUCCUUCGCUCAGGUAUGGUGUUCAUCGAUGACCAAAGAAUCUACUAAAAUGCAAAUCGAGAAAGACGACCAUACUGUCGCUAAGUACAGAGUUAUCGGCCCUAUUUCUAACCUCAAAGAAUUCUCACAGGAAUUUAAUUGCCCGGUGAAGUCUAAUAUGAAUCCCGAGCAUAAAUGUGAGGUAUGGUAAAGGAAUAAGGUUGAUUUUUCAAUAACUUAAAGCUUUAGCUACGCUGCGUUGUAUUGGCAGCUUCAUUUGUAGUAAUUAAUAUUGAAAAAUGAAUUAAUUUGAUGAUUUUUUUAAAUAUUGACUAGCAAAUCGCUUUUAUUGCGUUGUUUGUGUUAAAAUUGUGACGUAAAAAAAUUAAAAUUAUCAUUUAGCGAAGAUGGAAUCAUCUGAAAUUUGUAUACAAAAACCACUGAUCUUUAUAAAUAGACAGGCUAUAAACUGCGGUACUUUCUCUAUUUUAUGAUUCUCUAAAAGUUAAUAAUAGAUUUAACUGUCAUUAAAAUCAAAAAGCGCGUUUAACGGAAGUAAAAUGUUUCGUUUUCAAAUCGCCUAUCUAUUUGUACAGAUCAGUGACAAAAACUGUAUUUAAAAACAGAACAAACUCGUCUGUCAUUUAUUUUAAAAUUUAUUAUCUCUUUUUGACAGAUGUUAGAAUUUUAACGUUUAAAUAGCGAGUCGUAUAAGACUUAUAUCGUAAAAUUAUAUCGUUAAUUCAUAUGUUUAUUGUUUCUAAGGAAAGAUCAAAGAAUAUUUGUAUUUAUUACGUAUUUUUAGUAUAGCAGAUCAAUAAAACGGGUAUCAUAUUUUCUAGAAAGCAGAAUGCGUAUUUACGAUGACAUAAAAAGCAAACUUCAAACAUUUUAUUCCAUAACAAAAUUUAUUACUUCUAUGUGCAGUCUGUUUUUAACUUCAUUUCCAUAGAUAUAAAACCUAUAGAUAUUUCUCUAGUUUAUAAAGACGAAAAAAGGUUUUUUUAUUGAUUAAAUUCUUCCU